UCUACCACUAUACACCACUGCACCUUCCCGCAUUCUUCUUUUCCGCAUACACCUCCUCUUAUACCAUCGUCGUCGUUGGUAAACCCGCUCUGGCACCGUGAGCCUUGUUAUGUGUGCCUCUGCCGCUCGUUCAAUCUGUUGCAUUGUGUGAAGCGGCCGCUGGAACGGGAUUUGGCUGCUCACGUGGUUCUCGCACUGCACGUUUAAAUCCACCACCUCCGCCACCCCCCACUCCUUACUCCCUCAAGUCAUCCUUACUCACCAAAGCCACCAUGCCGCUCUCCCUCUGGUUGACCGUCACCGCCGCGGUUGGCGCCUUCGCCGCCACCGUCAGCACCAGUCUGAAUGGCGACAUCAGAGAUCCGCACGGAAUGGAGCACUUUGUUACGCGCCCGGAACUCAUCUCCCCCAAACUCAUGAUCCGGAAACAUCACCCCGAGUCAAUCACACCCGGCUACUGGUUUGUCACGCCGUACUAUGUCACGAAUCAAUUGCAGCGCCCCCAGACCAAGGAGUACAUUCCCUGCCAGACCGGAGCCCACAUUUACGACAGCGAUGGCCAGCUGGUCUGGAGCGGAGCCUGCCGCUACGACAACCGCAACAUCUUCGCCUUUACUCCCGUCAUGGUAAAUGGCACUCAACAUCUCUCAUUCUGGCUCGGCCAUCAGUUUAUUGGUGACCCCGCCACCAUUCCCAAGGAUGAUGUCCCCGCCUCCGCCAUCCUGCUCAACAACCACUACGAAGAAGUGCAGCGUGUUUUCCAGCAUCCUUUUCUCGACUGUCAUGAAGUUUCCUUCCAACCCGAUGGCAAAUCUGUACUCCUGACCCGGCUGUGGAAGGAGAAGCGCGAUCUUACGGCGUACGGCAAGAAAGGACAGGAAGUCUUGCACGGUGGCUUCCGAGAACUCGACCUCACCACCAACACUCCCCGCUUUGACUGGGAUCCUCCGGCGAACAAUGUCACGCUCGAUGAGAGUUGCGACAAAUCUGGAAAGGGCUCGGAUGUUGGUGAUGCUUGGGAUUACUUUCACAUCAACUCCAUUGACAAGAACGCCGAGGGCGACUUCCUCAUCUCUGCUCGCCACACGAGCACCAUCUACAAGGUCUCCGGCAAAGAUGGCACAGUCAUCUGGCGCCUUGGCGGCUAUUACUCCGAUUUCGUCAUGGAAGACCGACUCCCUUUCCACUGGCAGCAUCAUGCAAGGCUACUCUUCGAAAAUGCUACCCAUUCGAUUGUGUCUGUCUUCGACAAUGCUGGGGACGAUUUUGGCCGGAAUCCCGACAUUCCGAACGAAGUGUCGUCGGGCAAGAUCAUGUUGCUGGAUACGGCGAGCACGCCCAUGACGGCCAAGAUGCUGAGACGUUUCGAUCGUCCGGAUGGAUUGAGGAGCCCGAUGGGUGGCAGUGUGUUCUUGGCGGGCGGCACCGACCCGUUUACUUCGAACGUGCUGGUGAAUUGGGUCAUUCCUGGUUAUUUCUCCGAGUACGACGCCCAGAACAACUUGAUCUUGGAGGGUCGCUUUCAAUCAGAGGGCAUCAAAACGUACCGGGCGUUGAAGUCGGAGUUUGUCGGCCACCCAACCGAGCCCAUCGUCAUGAAAGUUCUCCCCAUCACCUACUCCGACGACAGCGUCGCCUCGACUUUCUAUGUGAGCUGGAACGGCGCCACAGAAGUCACUCAUUGGGCUUUCUACGGCAGCAACACCGCAUCCGGGCCCUUUACACUCUUGAAGAAGGUCAAGAAACGGGGGUUCGAGACUGCCUGGGUCAUGCCUGGCGUGGUGCAACAAGCCUACGUUGAAGGCCUCGACAAGAAUGGCAACGUGCUGGGCAAAUCCAAAGUCGAGCCCAUACAGCCUCCGGCGGAACGCAUGGGGACAUUCCAAGUUACGCUACCCGUGCUUGAGGAUGCGGUGGCAAUGCGUGGACAAGCGGCGCUCACCUUUACCGAUGCCGAGUUCGCCCACGCCGCCGGCUCCAGCGCCAUCGUGCCUCCCGGUGUUCCUCCCACUGUCAACCACGCGGCCAUGCCACCAUCCGAGGACAUAAUUGGAAGCGGCGGCAAAGGCGUAGGCGCCAUAGGCGGCCUCGGCGCUCCCGGCCUCACUCAUGGCCACCCACCGCACCACGUCGGCCCACAACCACCCAUCGACCUCGAGAAAUCCACCACUCCGCAAUCACUGUCCAUGGCCGGCCUCAUCAGACCGGAGGAGUGUCCCAGGCCUCCCCCCAUUCCACCUACAUCGCGUUACUACCCCGCUCGCGCAUCCGACGGCGCAUCGCAACUGGUGGUGGAUGCUUUUGCCAUUUUCGGCCUCUUCUCCGUCGCGAGGGUGCUGCAGACUCGAUGGCUCAAGAGGCGGAAGGGCUAUUACGCUGCCCCGCCGUCGUACUUUGAGUCGCCAGAGUGAAAGUCACACGGAACUCAUUGUGUUUUGGAUUUUGCGCAUUGGGUGUGGAUAUGCAUUGGCAAGCAGGGUUUGAGUUUUAGCGACGCGCAUUCAAUGUUUGUAUAUGUGAUAAUCUUGGAGAACU
Molecule: messenger RNA, 2535 nt
Organism: Neohortaea acidophila
Lineage: Eukaryota; Fungi; Ascomycota; Dothideomycetes; Mycosphaerellales; Teratosphaeriaceae
Product: ASST-domain-containing protein
Exons: 4
Coding region: 273-2411 (712 amino acids)
Source: RefSeq, a predicted model, not a curated record